This is a messenger RNA of Onychostoma macrolepis, 5441 nucleotides long. RefSeq names its product dachshund d (gene dachd). Lineage: Eukaryota; Metazoa; Chordata; Actinopteri; Cypriniformes; Cyprinidae. Bases 189 to 2177 code for a protein of 662 amino acids. The record is from RefSeq and is a predicted model, not a curated record. The transcript has 12 exons.
UUUUCUGCUCAUUUUCUUCCUGUCAUUCUCUCUCAAUCUUUCUCAGAGCUCUAAUUUCAGCACGGCACCUCUCCACAUCCAUUCGCGCGUCGGCGGAGCGCACUCGGGGUGGAUUUCUUCUUCUUUGCGCUACUUUUGCAUACUGGCUCUGCUUCCCGUCUGAACUUAUUUGAUAGGUGCAGAACACCAUGGCCGUACCGGCUGCUCUGAUUCCCCCAUCGUCUCUGGUCCAGCCGUGUCCGAUCUCAACUUCUUCGUCAGCAUCAUCAGCAUCAUCAUCAUCAUGUUCCGCGACCGCAGCAUCAUCAUCCUCGCCCUCGGCCACUUCUGCGUCUCCUUCUCAGUCAGCGACUCAGAAUCUGUUCCGCACGGAUCUGAUCAGCACCAACACCAGCAGCAUCCCACUGGGCGGCAAGCCCGUGUAUUCUACCCCGUCCCCUGUUGAAAACACCCCGCAGAAUAAUGAGUGUCGGAUGGUGGAGCUCAGGGGCGCCAAGGUGGCCUCUUUCACGGUGGAAGGACAGGAGCUCAUCUGCCUGCCCCAGGCGUUUGACCUGUUUCUCAAACACCUGGUCGGGGGUCUGCACACCGUCUACACCAAACUCAAGCGGCUGGAGAUCACGCCGGUGGUGUGUAACGUGGAGCAGGUCCGCAUCCUGCGCGGACUGGGGGCCAUCCAGCCCGGGGUCAACCGCUGCAAACUCAUCUCCAGAAAAGACUUCGAGACCCUCUACAACGACUGCACUAACGCCAGCUCAAGACCCGGGAGGCCUCCAAAACGGACCCAGAGUGUGACAUCGCCGGAGAACCCUCACAUCAUGCCGCACUCGGUGCCGGGCCUCAUGUCGCCGGGAAUCAUUCCCCCCACAGGCCUCACAGCUGCCGCUGCAGCAGCUGCGGCCGCCACCAACGCCGCCAUCGCAGAGGCCAUGAAGGUGAAGAAGAUCAAACUGGAGGUGAUGAGCAGCUACCACGGAAGCAACACCCAGCACGGGGCCGACUCAGACAACGGAGACCUCAGCUCCAGUGUGGGCUUGGAACUGCCGUUUAUGAUGAUGCCCCACCCCCUGAUCCCUGUCAGCCUGCCUCCCGCAUCCGUCACCAUGGCGAUGAGUCAGAUGAACCACCUCAGCACCAUCGCCAAUAUGGCCGCCGCAGCACAGGGACAGAGUGCCCCAUCCCGAAUGGUGACAUCAGUGAUUAAGGAACGGGUCCCCGACAGUCCCUCCCCUGCCCCCUCUCUGGAAGACGGCAGGAGGCCGGGGAGCCGUCCCUCAUCCCAGCGCAGCAGCAGCGUCUCCAGCUCUCCCGCUCACACGGAGAGCUCCUCCGACAGAAUGCCUGUGCAUCAGAACGGACUGUCGAUGAACCAUGCGUUACUGGGCCUGUCUCCCAGCAUCUUACCUGGGCCUAAAGAGGGCGAUCUGGCAACUCACGACAUCGGCCACGAGGCCAAGAGAAUGCACCUGGAGAAAGGCGGAAGGCAGGGCUGGGGAAGUGUUGGAGAGGGUGAUAAUGACAUUAAAACCACGGUGGAAAUCACUGGGCUGCGCAUCCCCUACUGGAUCUGCCCGGAGAGGAGGCGCUGUGUAGGUCUCUCCCAUAGACCGAGCAAGCCUGUGAAUCAAAAAGAAACCCCCAUGUGCACGCCAACAGCAAGAGACAGUUAUGAGAGGCUCUCGUUGGCGGGUCAGACUUUACCUCCAGGAUUCCCCUCACCCUUCCUCUUCCCUGAUGGCCUGUCAUCUAUAGAGACCCUUCUGACUAACAUCCAGGGUUUGCUGAAGGUAGCAAUUGAUAACGCCCGCGCUCAGGAGAAACAAGUGCAGCUGGAGAAGACAGAGCUGAAGAUGGAGUUGUUUAGAGAGCGAGAGCUCAGAGAAACCCUGGAGAAACAACUGGCUGUUGAGCAGAAGAACAGAGCGAUCAUUCAGAAGCGAUUGAAGAAGGAGAAGAAAGCGAAGAGGAAAUUGCAGGAGGCGCUGGAAUAUGAGUCAAAACGACGAGAGCAGGCGGAACAAUCCCUGAAACAGACAUCACCCACAGAAAGUCUCAGAUCACUCAAUGACUCGUUGACCCAGGAGAUAGAGACUGACCGCAGCAGUGGCAGAACAGAUGCUGAGAGGACAAUACAAGCAGAUGGAAGACUUUUUCUGAAAACCACGGUGAUGUACUAACAGCAUGGCGAUGAAGACUGGCGGCGUGUAUCUUAUGAAGAUUCUCCAGAGUCCCCUAGCAGGGUAAUUUAGUUGCAGAAACAGGUCAAUCGCUCAUAGAGGUGCAUCAAGGGUUUAUGCUUGGCCCGAUGUGGAAGACGGAUUGUGUCCGAAUGUAGUAUUAGGGCUCUUAUUCUCACUGAUAUAAACGUUAUAUUAUGCCAGAUGUGGGUUUGGAUAUGAUAAGUUGGCGAAGGCGACAAUUUGAGCACAGUAAAAUGUACCGUUCGGUACACUUGGUGAUAAUAUUUACAACAAAUUCACAGCACUGAAGAUUUUUUAUACUGUAUUUAAACCAGCGAGAAAGCUUCGAAAAUUCAAUCUGAUUCAGAGGUUUUGUUUUGUAUUAAAAAAGAAGAAAAAAAAAACAUAAAUCCUUAAUGUCAUAACUAUUUGCCAAGAUGUUAAAGAUCCAAACUUGGAGAAGAACCUCUGAAAAAUGUGAAUUUGGAUAUAUGUUGAUCAACAGAAAAGACUAAUAUUUGCUUUUAAUGUUUUCUAAACUAGAAGAAAAAAAACAAUCAAGUUUCAUUUCUAUCAUUAUUGUAUAUACAAGAACAGAAGAUAGGUUAACUCACUCACUUUGGUAUUUGUAUAUAAUGUUAAAAGUUGGUAUUGUGUAUGCAGUAGAUCUAUUAGGAGAACAAUACCAACGUUUAUAUUGAAUUUAUAGAUUUGUUUUGUUUCUGAGCCAUCAUUCUUUCAAUUCGCUGCCACUAUGGUGAGGAAGCAUGCAGGCAUGUAAAUGUGUUGUCCUGAAUUCAUGUUAUUCAAUAAAUACUUAACUGUGCUGAACAAAUGUACUUAGGGUUUAUUCACUCACACCCAGUAAAAGUUGAUGAACACUACUGUCUUUUCAACAGCUACAUUUUCAAUUUGCAGUAUCAUGAAUCAGAAUCUUGUAUGGAUUGAAUCUCAAGUUUAUGGAAAAGUUGUACAGAUCGCCAAAUGUUACUGACCAUCAAUGCACUCAAUUAGGUGUAUUUAUUUCAGUGAUAGGCCACUUUAAAUAACAAGUAUUCAAUGUAUCAUUUCAUUUAUUUAUUAUACUGGUCAAUAGUUUAACUAACAUGCAACAGGUUCCCAUUGGAAAGUUGCAGACAAAAUAGUAUUAGACCAUUUGUUAAUCUGAUAUAAAAAGGGAAGAUAACUGGAAAAUAAUUCUUCAUAACUUCCCAAUGUGGAUGAUAUUUGAUUAAAAAAAAAAUGCAAAUUGAAUUUAGAUUGUUUUUUAUAUCAAAUUGCUUAAUUGUAAUAAUAAUAAAAAUAUAUUAUAUAUUUUAAUAGAUUGUUGGCAACACGUUGUUGACAACAAAUCCAUUUAUUAUUAUGAUGCUUAUUAUUAUUGUUAUUAUUAUUAUUAUUAAAAUAUUCUCAAUUAUUUGAUAGAAUUUUUAACAAUUGUCUGCAAAGAUGACAUCCACACUAGUUCUUCACAUACUUUACAGAAUUUUUUUCCUUUAUAUAAAGACAAAAAUCAAGAAAUCAUGGCAAUACCAAACUGUCACAUUUAAAUAAAGAGUGAAACAAUUCAGCCGGAUGAGUUAAAUUACACUGUGCUAAUUAAUGGUAAUAUUAAAUAUAUUAAAUAAUAGAUUACAGGCUUUUAUUGUACCGAGUAGAUGAUGAUGAUGGUGAUGAGGCACUUACUGGAUAAUCAAGAAAAAAUAUGUGUUGAAAGGAUCCUUUAUUAGAUGGACGUAUCUAAUGUUACGGGGCAGCUAUUUAUACUAUAAUCAUAGACAUUAUUUUGUCACACAUUUGUCCUCAGUCUGUAACAAUUCAAAUGUUUAUUGUGUUAAACUACAUGUUAAAGUAUCUUUUACCUCAUCAAUGAGGACUUGCCUUUAAGUUUCUUUUUAUGUGAUGUAAACACUGUAGCAAGAUUUAUGGACAUAUUGUUCCUUAUUUCUUUCUAUGGCAGUAAAGGAAACGUAUAAAUAUUGAAAGGAUGUCUUGUUUUAAAGUGCUUUUCCCUCUUUUCUGAUCAUGUCUCCUGUAAUGACACAGUAUGUAAGAGAGAGUGUGUGUGCGUGAGUGUGUGUGUGUGUGCGCACACUGAAGUGUAUCUGUGUGGAGCUGCACGAGUGUGUGUCUGUUUUCUAUUCUAUGGUGUCAUAUAUGGUAAUAAAAUAUUUGUGAGUCAAUGAUUAUUAGACUAAGCUCUUUUGCGAAUGAAUCACUGUCAUUAUAAACAACUUGAGAGAGUUUAUGGGUGUUGACUUUAUCAUCAAUUGUCAAUGUUUAAAGCAGUUAAACUCUUGAAUCUAUGUAAUUUUACCAUGGUUCAUCCAGACGAAUCCUGCCAGUGUAUCCUAAUAAAGAGACUGCAAAUUUUCAGCCGCAAAACAAACGUCACGUAUGAUAUUACAUAAGCGGCGUGCUUAUAUUUUAAUCUGAAGGGCAAUCAAAAUUGUUCAUGGUUGAGUUGUAAAACAUGUGUUACUGAGCAAUGACAAUAUCUAGCAGAAUAAAACCACUCAUGCUUAGUACAGUGAGCACACGGCUCUACACAACACAUGACUGAGAAAUAAUACCUUUCAUUCAUUCCAGCUGAAUGAGCACAAUAUUCCAGGGAAAAGCCACAUAUUCAAAAUGUGUUUGAAGAAAGAAGGAAACAAGAAGAAACUUACAUCUCUUCAUUUAAGUUAAUUACUUAUUGAUAAUCUGUUAGUAUUGAGCCAACCAAAUCAGGGCUAUUCCUGUUAUGCAGUUCAUUUUCAUGCUUCCAUCAUAUACAGUACUAGAUAAAUAAAAUCACAGUUUGUAAAGAUGUAAAUCAUUUUAGUUAUUUUUAUUUCAUUUUAAUAUAAUUAAGUGAACAUGGGUGUGAGUUUUAUCUUUUUUUUUUUUUUUUUUUGAAUGGCCCAGGCUGCUUCUAAGAUAAAAUCAUCCUGAUUAAAAAAUAAAUAAAAGUGUUUUUUAAUUUGUACUUCAUCUAAUGAAAAUGUACUUGGUUAUGUUGUUUUAAUUGGUAAUCAUUUUAUAAAUUUGCCCUCUUUCACUUUCUGGUUUAAAAAAAAAGAAAAAAAAGUUCCUUAAUGGCAUCAUCCUUCAGGAAGUGAGAUGGGAAACACAAACAUCUGUAAGUAUUAAUGAUGGAUUUGAUAAUUCCUCUUAAUUUUACAUUGCUAGCUGGUUUGUCUCACUUUAAAACAUUCCAUUAUGAUCAGAAAGUCAAUAUAUUAUCACUAUAUAAGUUUUUGAACUCAACUGAACCCACAC